Molecule: messenger RNA, 156 nt
Organism: Mytilinidion resinicola
Lineage: Eukaryota; Fungi; Ascomycota; Dothideomycetes; Mytilinidiales; Mytilinidiaceae
Exons: 1
Source: RefSeq, a predicted model, not a curated record
GAGAUAAACCAACUAGAGGCGUCGGAUAUUAUUAUUUUCUACUUUAAACUAAGUACUAUAAGCCCUAUUAGCUUAUUAGAGCUCGGACUAUAUACGGAUAGUAAGAAGUUAGUAGUAUAUUACCCUAAAGGGUUCUAUAGAAGGGGAAAUAUAUAG